Epinephelus moara (kelp grouper) is the source of this 2174-nucleotide messenger RNA. It is a transcript of the gene lcp2a, whose product is annotated as lymphocyte cytosolic protein 2a. The transcript is spliced from 21 exons. Gene Ontology annotation, biological process: cell surface receptor protein tyrosine kinase signaling pathway; intracellular signal transduction. NCBI's taxonomy places the organism in Eukaryota, Metazoa, Chordata, Actinopteri, Perciformes, Serranidae. The coding region runs from base 379 to 1896 and encodes 505 amino acids. The record is from RefSeq and is a predicted model, not a curated record. Gene Ontology annotation, molecular function: protein binding.
ACAGAAAGAGUGGGAGCGAGAGAGAGAGAGAAAGAAGGAAGCCAUUUUGGUUCCUCAGUGACAUGUCCGCCUGCUUUCUGCUUUCUUCUCUCAGGUUUCUGCUCGUGGAAAGACCCUUGCAGACACAGAAAGCGGCGGGUCACUUUUUUUGAGGAAGUAAAACUUUGUGGCAGUUAUUUGAUUUUCUGAGAAUCAUCGAGAAAAGUUUGGUUUUGCGUUUCGCAGGAAAGAGCGGCAGAGGAGGGAGCGAGGCCUGUAAACCUCUGACUGAAGAAGAGCAGCAGGACUGGGAAAUAAAAGACUUGUCUUUAGGUGAUCCACUCAGAUGGUCUCCUCUCGUUAACGGUCUUUGGUUUGACUUUACGUUGAGGACACAGGAUGAGCUCUGAUCGAGUGCCGUCCAGGGCGGAGGUGACGGGGUGGAGCCCACAGCAGCUGGCAGACUACCUGAAGAGGAUGAGUCUGUCUGGCUGUGAUAAGGUGGUGCUGAAGCACUCCAUCAGCGGCUCCAGAUUUGUGAACCUGAGUGAGAACGACCUCCAGAAAUUCCCCAAACUUCAUGCUCCGAUGAUCUCUAAGAUCAGCACUGAAAUCAGCAAGAAGGAGGAGAAGAGAGGCCUGUUUGGUAAAAAACCAACGCCCAAAUAUCAUGAACCAGAUGUGGCUGCUGAUGUUCAGGGCUGGGGUGAAGACGAGUUUGAUGAUGAAGAAUUUGACGAUGACUACGAGAGUCCGUACAGUGGUGAUGAGGAGGGCAGCGGAGGAGAUUACGAGUCCCCAAACGAUGACCAGGACUGUGCCAAUGAUUAUGAGCCUCCACCCACCGAGCCUCCAGAGGACCUGGCCCUCAAGCUGUGCCCCACCCUGCCCAUUGGAGACAGUGAUUAUAUCGAUAACCAUGUGUCAUCCCGAGGCCCGCCCCCUGCUGUGUGUCCCCGCCCCCCAGCCUCCACCCUCUCUGCACCCUCUCCCCGCAUGCCGGGAGAGUCACUGUCCUCUAGAAGAGACCACUCUCCACACUGCGGGGGGAGAAAAUUUCCUCCAGGGCCACCGCAGAUCUUUCGUGAAAACAAACCAGGCAGAAGUUCAGGAUCCAACCCGUCCCCCGUCAGAGGAACUAAUCGCAACACAGUGGAAAGGGGGGGGACGCCGCCUUGGAGGCCUCAGACGGACACUCCGGAUCCUCCCAACUGGUCCAAACCUCCUGUUCUUCCUCCGUCCUCCACCUCCGUCAGCAGGAGCAACUCCGCAGCCAGACCUCCUGCCAACAGGUUUGAUCCAAGGAGGGAGCAAACACAUGAUGAAGCACUGAAACACAACACCUUCCCCCUCCACAAUAAAAGUCUACCACCCCGUCCUGGACCCCACGGGCUCCCCUCACGGCAAGCAGACAGUUUGCCUCCCAGCAUUCCCUCUGCAGGUUCUCUGCCUCACAAACUGCAAUCUGCGAUUGCUGAACAGAGAGGCAGUUUUAUAGGAUCAGACAGACCGUCGUUUCGUCCUUCUCUACCCACAACAGCACCGAAACAGGACCUGGACCCGCGCUGGUAUGUGGGUAAAGUGACCAGAGGUCAGGCAGAAGGAUGUCUGAAACAAGUCUACAAGGACGGGGCGUAUCUGGUGAGGGACAGCACCCGGCAGCUGGCCAAUCAGCCCUUCACCCUGAUGGUCUACUACCAGGACAAAGUCUACAACAUCCAGAUCAGACAGCAGAACCAGAAGUUCCUGCUGGGAACCGGACUCAAAGUCCAGGAGUCUUUCCCCUCAGUGAGUGACAUCAUCAGCCAUUACUCCCAGUCUCCUCUGCUCCUCAUCGACGCCAAGAACCGCACCUCCAGCCAACAGAACCAGUGUCUGCUCUCCGACCCAGCCGGAUACUACAUGACCAGACAUUAAACGUCCUGACCGGAUAAACCGGAGCACAGAACUAAACCAGAGAGAAACCCGACAGGCAGAAUUCAGAUGAAUGUUCACCUCAAAUGUUACAUUAGCAGGAGCGUUGAUAUGUUUGUGUUGUUCGUGUCAAGUUUUUUUUUCUGUUUUAACAAAUGACAAAUGUCAGAUUUUUGCACACGUUGCUUCAUUUGCUUAUUUUGACCAUUUACAAACUACAGUUUCAUCAUUGUGUCAGCUCUCUGUUCUUUGAGUUUGAAAGGUUGGAGACUGUGGAAAAA